AUGCUGACUGUUCUGUGGCUACUUAGCUUGUCUAUCCCCACUCUGUGGACGAAGAAUGUAAUUACUUGUCCUUAUAAGAGUUUCUGCCAGCAGGCCCUAGUCUCAGGCAACGAUGUUGUCCUGCAGUGUGACCAUCCUAAGGCCCAAUGGUACUUCACUUCCCUUCAGAAGAAAGAGCCCCUCCUCUUGUCCUCCGUAGCUAACAUCAAGAAAUUUACUGGAGGCAGUGUCCAGCUGAGCAACCCUCAGCUCAUCCACACAGGCCUCUACCGCUGCCAAGAUAAUAACAGUGCCCUCCUGGUGGAGUAUGAAAUCGAUUUUCAAGAUGUGAGCAUGCUACAUAUUACACACAAAGGCCUGAACCAGAAGCCCCUAGAGAAUAAGACUAUGAAUCUGGGUGGCAGCAUCCUUGUCUUUACCCACUGGGCUCCCUGGCAGGACUGUAACCGCUGUGGACAGCCAGGUGAACGUAAACGCCUGGGGUACUGCUACAUUGAGGCACCCCAUGAUAAACCUAUGCCCUGUGGGCUCUAUCUGAGAGGAGAGAAGAAACAAUACAGCCGCAUGAGGCCUGAGCUUCAGGUGGAAGCCUGCAUUGUUCUCUGUGACCAUGUCAAGGAAACCAACCAGCCGUUCUUCGUUUUCGACAUUUACCAGUUGGGCAAGUUGACCAACAACAUGUGGCUUACCUGCCCCUUAGCCUCCAUUUACAGGUGA
Messenger RNA from Suncus etruscus (white-toothed pygmy shrew), 717 nucleotides. RefSeq names its product protein FAM187B-like. The transcript has a single exon. The record is from RefSeq and is a predicted model, not a curated record. Lineage: Eukaryota; Metazoa; Chordata; Mammalia; Eulipotyphla; Soricidae. The coding region runs from base 1 to 717 and encodes 238 amino acids.